Molecule: messenger RNA, 602 nt
Organism: Suillus plorans
Lineage: Eukaryota; Fungi; Basidiomycota; Agaricomycetes; Boletales; Suillaceae
Exons: 3
Coding region: 210-518 (102 amino acids)
Source: RefSeq, a predicted model, not a curated record
GAGACGUUCUUCCUCGCGCUCAGAAACAUUCUACUACCCUUCUGGAGGCCACCCUUUUUUGAGCUCGGAUACAUCAUAGUGAGUUUUUCUUCUUCUAUCAACUACCUUGUCACAGACACGCUACUACUUUCCCUUUUCCUUUUCCAGCCCUUCUCUCUCUGUCUGUUCGUCCAGGUGACCGAUGAGGCCAUGCUGUGAUAACUUCUUCAAUGUCAUGGUGUCAUCGGCCAUCUGGCUUUUAUGGAUUAUUUUGGUUCAUUCAAAUGAUCAGUUUCUUUCGUGUGCUACUAGUAAGAGUUCGACAGGCCGUAUAUGCCCAACGCACGAUUCUGCAAUCACUGGCAUUCAUGAAUGUGUCAAAUUCUCGGAUGAUCAACCAUCUGAGCUCGGACACGCUACUUCUACUUUCCUUGGUCCAUGGAAUUGUCGCAUCGCGCCCCACCCGAACGGCUCAGACGGAUGAUGACACAGUAGAUGCGACAGAGCCAUUACGUCGCAAGCCAUUCGAGCUUCCAUAGAUCUGUGGAAUGUGGCCUAUCAACUGUCAAGCUCAGAUCCAGACACGCCGCUCGUGUACUACCUGGGCGAGCAGAUAACGACCU